CUUGGAGAGAAAGCGGUUUGUGGAACGCCGUUUUCUGUCUCUUUAUUAUCUUACUGAAUAUUUUUGCUAAAAAAAAAAGGCUUCGUCAUGUCGAAAAUGGAGAAGCAUCUGUUCAACCUGAAGUUUGCAGCCAAGGAGCUUCAGCGCAACUCCAAGAAAUGUGACAAAGAGGAGAAAGCAGAGAAAGGCAAAGUCAAGCAGGCUAUCCAGAAGGGUAACAUGGAGGCAGCCAGGAUCCACGCAGAGAACGCCAUCCGUCAGAAGCACCAGUCUGUUAACUUCCUGAGGAUGAGCGCCCGUGUGGAUGCCGUGGCGUCCAGGGUGCAGACUGCCGUCACUAUGAACCAGGUGUCUAAAUCUAUGUCGGGAGUGGUGAAGUCCAUGGACGCCACACUGAAAAGCAUGAACCUGGAGAAGAUCUCCGCGCUGAUGGACAAGUUUGAAAACCAGUUUGAGACGCUUGACGUGCAGACGGCUCAGAUGGAGGACACGAUGAGCAACACCACCACUCUGACAACUCCCCAGAGUGAAGUGGACAGUCUGCUCCAUGAGAUGGCUGACGAAGCAGGGUAA
Messenger RNA from Salarias fasciatus (jewelled blenny), 573 nucleotides. RefSeq names its product charged multivesicular body protein 1b-like. The record is from RefSeq and is a predicted model, not a curated record. Bases 88 to 573 code for a protein of 161 amino acids. Gene Ontology annotation, biological process: vacuolar transport. Lineage: Eukaryota; Metazoa; Chordata; Actinopteri; Blenniiformes; Blenniidae. The transcript is spliced from 6 exons.